UCUGGCGGCUAGUGACGUCCCUCGGGCAUGAACAACUCACCCCGGGUUGUAUAUUUUUAGCGCCGGCGGUCUUCUUUGAACUGAUCUUCAAGUUGUUACUUACCUAACUAUGUCUGCUGUUGCCCAGAAAAUCCUUGUCGUGGGUGGAAAUGGGUUCGUCGGUUCUGCAGUGUGCAAGGCUGCGAUUGUGCGGGGCAUGGGGGUCACCAGUGUUAGUUCGUCUGGGAAGCCUUAUCGUACCCCAAAGGGCCAUACCCCAGACUGGGCAGAGAAGGUAGAAUGGCGAAAAGCCGACGCCAUGAAUCCUGACACAUAUGCUGAUAUUCUACCUGGCGUCAACGCGGUCGUGCACACCAUAGGCACCCUCCUUGAUAAUACACAGCGUAAUAAACAGUUCCACGACAAGGACUUCGUGGGCUUGCUGAAGUCCAUUACGGGUAUCACUCCGGUUGAGGCGCGCCAUCUAGGAGCCUACGAGAAACUUAAUCGUGAUACAGCCAUCCGUAUGUGUGAGGCCUUCACCGCCAGUAAACCUGCCCAAGGAAUUACGCAAGUUCGCCCGUUUGUGUACGUUUCUGCGGAAGAUUUUCACAGGCCUGCUAUAUCUGUGCGAUACAUAGAGACCAAACUGGAGGCCGAGGGAAAAAUCGAUGAAAUCAUGAAAGAACAUCCACAGUAUCGAGCGGUACACGUUCGGCCUUCUAUGAUAUACGACCCUGAGACUAGGCCGAUGACUAUCCCAGCCAACUUCUUUACCUUUGCGGCGUGGGUGCACGCAGGUAUGCCGUCAUUUGUACCGAUGCCAGCAUCCAUCCUCCGCUGGUUCGGCACGAGGUUCCCGAAGGCGACUGAGCAGACACCUUCGGCGUUGGUAUCUGUGGCCACCCUGCUGAGCGUCCCUCCAAUUCGUGUCGACCACUUGGCCGAAGCUAUCUGCGCUUCCCUGGAUCCUGCUAAAAAUAUUGAGGGACCCAUUGGUGUACGUGCCAUGAGGGAGCUAAUCGGAUGGUCGAAAGGAGGGCCUACUCCGUCGGACUCCUGAUCGUUUGCUGGCGGUUAACCGCUGUUUACUCUUUUAUUUAAAUGAAGACUUUUAGUGUGUCUAGAGUCCUAUCAUAUUACUGAUUGUCGAGCAGACUUCAAUGACACAAUAAAAUCAAUGGUUUGGGCUCCUCACAAGAUGGCACCAUUUCCCUGUGGUUCCUGCC
Messenger RNA from Suillus clintonianus, 1208 nucleotides. RefSeq lists its product as uncharacterized. The record is from RefSeq and is a predicted model, not a curated record. Lineage: Eukaryota; Fungi; Basidiomycota; Agaricomycetes; Boletales; Suillaceae. The transcript has 6 exons. Gene Ontology annotation, cellular component: mitochondrion. Bases 110 to 1042 code for a protein of 310 amino acids. Gene Ontology annotation, molecular function: protein-containing complex binding.